Molecule: messenger RNA, 324 nt
Organism: Protopolystoma xenopodis
Lineage: Eukaryota; Metazoa; Platyhelminthes; Monogenea; Polystomatidea; Polystomatidae
Source: the annotation of a GenBank genome assembly
AUGAAACAACAGCACAAUCUCUUUUCUAUUUCUGCCGGAACAGAAGUCUCAAGACCUAUCGCCCUCCAUCAGGUUUCCUCACCGGUCUCCAAUCUUUUAUCUUCCUCUACUACUGCCCUGCCUACCACCGUUGCAUCUCUGGUGACAGCUGCUACUGUUGCGAAUCACUCUUCACCGCCUCCGCCAAAACCAGCUCCUCCUUCUUGCCAAGUGCGUCCGUUAUAUCAGAAAGUUCAAGUACAACAUCCUGUUCACGCAUACCAACAACAAUUACAGCAGCAGCUCCAGCGGCAGCAGCAGCAGCCUCCACGUAGUACUGAUUGA